Molecule: messenger RNA, 883 nt
Organism: Saprolegnia parasitica CBS 223.65
Lineage: Eukaryota; Oomycota; Saprolegniomycetes; Saprolegniales; Saprolegniaceae
Exons: 1
Coding region: 20-847 (275 amino acids)
Biological process (GO): carbohydrate metabolic process
Cellular component (GO): extracellular region
Molecular function (GO): cellulose binding
Source: RefSeq, a predicted model, not a curated record
CUACGACCAGUACGUAGCCAUGCACAGCAGCCUCUUCACGUCCGUUCUUCUCGCCGCCUCGGCGCAGGCCGCGCACGUCCACCUCCGCGACAUCAAGGCGGCGCAGGUCGACGUCUGGAACCAGUGCGGCGGCAAGGAGUACCGCGGCGACACUGCGUGCACGAGCGGCAACUACUGCAAGGUCAUCAACGAGUGGUACUCGCAGUGCCAGCCCGGCGGCCAGAGCGAGGUCGGCGUCUGGGGCCAGUGCGGCGGCAAGAACUACAACGGCGCGACCAAGUGCACGUCCGGCAACACGUGCAAGGUCUGGAACGAGUGGAACUCGCAGUGCGUCCCGAGCAACGACCAGCCCGCGACCGCGCCGCUCAACUGGGCGCAGGUCGACGGCGUCUGCUACAACAAGGUCGAGGGCGACAAGGACACGACGACGAGCGGCAUUUCGUCGUACGAGGCGUGCAUCAACGAGGCCGACAAGCGCGGCAAGCUGUACGCCAACUGGAAGGACAACACGUGCACGGUGCUCUCGACUGUGUACUCGUACACGCAGGACUCGCACUGCAAGGGCGCGGCCAAGUACAACCUCGAAAAGUACACGUGCGCCGGCAACACGGACUUUUACGGCAGCGACAUUGGCCAGGCGCAGACGCGCUUCGACCGGUGCCUCGACGAGUGCGACUACUACGAGUCGGGCGGCCACAAGUGCAACGCGUUCAUGUGGGUGCGCAACCCCGGCAGCGAGUUUGGCAUCUGCUACUUCAAGUCCUUUGACGACUUCAACCGCAAGCCGUCGACGAGCUGGCUCGGUGGCAUCUCGUGCAAGCGCAACCCCAAGUACAUGCAGCACUAAGACAUAAACGACUUGCGUUUUUUUGCUGUCCUCCCA